UGAUAAUGGUUGUGUCAGUUGAGUUUGUGUUUCACGGACCGACGAUACUAGUAUCUGGCAAGUAAUAGCUCCUGAAACUAGUCGCUUUAUUAAAACACCUUGUGGCAGUAGGUGACAAUGAAGACGAGAUCUUUUUACCCAGUAUUACUGGCACUUUUUGCGUUUGGAACCGUAUUAUGCCAAAACGCAGACGAAUUGCCUAUUGCUGUUGAGACUGAUAACCAGUUUCCUCCAGAAUAUUCCGAGUCGGAUGGUCACAGCGAAGACAGUGUAUCUAUGGCUGCGGAGCAAACUCAACCAACUCUAGGAUCUACACCAACUGACGUACCUGCCAAAGAAGAUGAGCAAGAUAUUGAUGAAGGUAGUGAAACCACAACUGCGGAACCCUCACAAACUACGUUAGAGCCAACAAUAACAGAUACAGCUGCAGAAUCAUCUGACACUACAUCAGAAACUACAAUAGCAGAUGUACCUGCACCAACAAUGUCUAAUGAGGAUGAGCAAGAUACUAAAAUUGAAGACAGUGAAACUACGCUUACAGAAUCUACUCAAACAACGUCAGAGCCCACAGUAGUGGAAGUAGCUGUUCCAGCACUGAUAAGUGAUGAUGAACAAGUUACUAAAAAUGAAGACAGUGAAACUACAACUACAGAAUCUACUCAAACAACGCCUACAAUGUCUACAAUAGCAGAUAUUGGUGCGCCAAAUUUGCCAACUAAUGAUGUGCAAGAUACUACCUAUGAAAAUAGUGCAACCACGGCUGCGCAGCCCACUGAACUAACAUCAGAAUCCUCAAGUGCAGAUGUAGGUACACUAGUGUUGGCUAAUGAUGAUGAGAAUGUUACUAAUAAUGAAGGCAGUGAAACUACGACAGCAGAACCCACCUAUACAACGUCAGGAUCUACAACAUCAGAUGUAGUUGACCCUACAUUGACAGCUAGAAUAGACCAAGUUACCAGUAAUGAAGGCAGUGAAACAACAGUUUUAGGACCCACUGAAUCAACGCCGGAAUCUCCGAAUAUAGUUAUAGAUACUUCAAAAUUAUCAGACGCAGAGUCACCAUGUCCAGAACCAUGUAUAUGUAUUACAGAAGGAGAUUCAAGCGACUACAUAGUAGAUUGUUCGGGUCAUGGCCUUACCGAUUUGCCGGCACCAAUAGACCCUAAAACAACCACUUUAAAAUUACAAAAUAACCAAUUAACAGUAAUACCUAAAGGGAUUUCAGAAUUAAAGCACUUGAAAAAUCUAAAUGCAAACGAUAACUUAAUUUCGGAGUUAGAAUCUGGAUCAGUCAGCGAGCUACCAGAACUAGUAUCACUAAAAUUGGCAAAUAAUCGUUUUCUAGAGUAUCCAAAAGAUUUAGAGAACGCUUUAGAUACACUUGAGGAACUGGACUUGGCCGGCAAUGAAUUCAAAACAACGCCUGAUAUUUUCUUGAAUUUAAAAGCCCUAAGAACAGUCACCUUGCCAGAAAUUUCGUCUGAAUUAGUGUCACAGAUAUGUUCUUCAAUGGAAACAUUAGUAACACUUUGCACAGAAUCUUGUUCAGAACAUUCAUUCGAGUGUAAAGAUACCUCACUUGACGCCACAUUACCCGGUAUGAUUCCAUUUUUCUCUGGAAUUGUUAAGGAGGAUACCAAAAAUUCAGACGAUAUCAUAGCAAACUCAGAAAAAGAAAUUAGCGAUACAUCUCCAGACCUAAGUGCACCUGAGAUAUCAUCUAACUCAAGGAGAAAAGAACCUUUAGAAAUAUCACCGAAGGCUCCCGAGACGCCAUCUGAACCCAGAGACAAUUCGCCUGUCAAUGACUUUUCCCUCCGAACUGCAGUCAAUAAUGCCCCAGAAGAAAAAGUAGCACUGCAGAGUAUAGUAAUAGACGGUUCUAAAGAAUCUCCUAAUAACGAAACCGAUGUGAAGGUUGGCGCAAAAACCACUGAAACAAACCGCGGCGGCGUAGACAAGAGUGUGAUUGCCGUUAUUGUAGCAGGUAUGGUAAUAAUAGUAGCUGUUAUAGCAAUAAAGAAAAAUUGGGGUUCUAUAAGAAAAAGAUUUAGUUCAACACCAAGGGCUAGUGACAGAUCAGAUAGAAAUGCGAAUGGAACAACUGUUCUGCCUGAAGAAGUUCCCCUGCAGGACAAAUCGCCUGUUUAGUAUAUCUGUAAAAUAUUUAUUUUUACCACUCUUUGGAUAAAGUUUGAAGUGAAUUGUUCCGAUCUGAA
Molecule: messenger RNA, 2219 nt
Organism: Maniola jurtina (meadow brown)
Lineage: Eukaryota; Metazoa; Arthropoda; Insecta; Lepidoptera; Nymphalidae
Product: flocculation protein FLO11
Exons: 4
Coding region: 118-2151 (677 amino acids)
Molecular function (GO): protein binding
Source: RefSeq, a predicted model, not a curated record